AUGGAUCCUGUAUGCGAUUUCUGCGGAGUGGCAAGGGCUGUGGUUUAUUGCAGAUCGGAUAUCACCCGUCUUUGCUUGAACUGUGAUAGUUUUGUCCACUCUGCGAACGCCAUCUCGCAGAGGCAUUGCCGUUCACUGAUAUGCAAUAAAUGCAAUUCGCAGCCUGCAGUAAUUGGGUGCUUGGAAGAUAAAAUGUAUCUCUGUCAGAGCUGUGACUCCAAUGGGUGUGGUUGCACGGGGCCAGGGCAUCGGCGUCAGGCAGUGACAUUCUACUCGGGCAGUCCUACUGCAUUAGAGCUCUCAAGGAUUUGGCCUUCUAACAGUAAUGCUUCCUCUCCACCAAGGGAGGUCAAUGCAAGUUUGGAACCACCUGGUUUGAUGUCUAUGAAUGAGAACUGCAUUAGUAAUUCAUGGGAACCCAGAGAUAAUGGAAGUAGUUCGGCUGGGUUGACAACGACAAAUAGGUUGAAUGAGUUGGAACCUUGUACUACCUUUGAUCCUUGGGCAUGCCCAUCUUCGGUGAUUCAACAUAGCGUGAGUUCUAUGCCAUACUGUGAAGAUAAACCGCCAUUCUUCCCCGAGGAGUUAAAACUAUCAAAGGCGGUUUCUUAUGAUGUGCAGCAGGGCUGCUCUCCGUUGAAGGAUCUUGAAAUCUGUCAUGGUGGUGAUCUCUGUGAAGGUCUCAACAUGGAUGGUGUUGAGUUGAAUUUUGAGAAUAGUGAUGAAAUAUUUGGUUGCUCAGAAAGUCAACCGAGUCAUUCCUUUGAGGAUAUUGGAAUGGAUUGCUUAUUUAUGGAUAAAAAUUUCUCUGUUGCUGACUCUAGUUGUCCCAGUGAGAAUGUCUUGGAGGUAUUUUCCAACCUCACUUGCAUGGCUGACAACCACCUUUGUUCUCACUUGCAUCAGGCAUCGUCAUCGUCAGGGCAACCAGAUUACAUUGCUCUUCAAUCUUCUUAUGGUGCUGGAUCAGCAACUGCAGUCCAGGGUAUAAAUAGUGCCACAGAUCGAGUCUUUCUAAAUCCUAAUCACAACAAAAACAUCAACCUAAGUUUUCCCCCUCAACAAGUCAAUUCAAGUUUGUCACUUUCAUUCUCCAACCUCACUGGUGAAAGCAGUGUUUCUGAUUAUCAAGACUGUGGAGUAUCACCAAUGUUUCUAACCGGUGAAUCACCAUGGGAUUCGAAUUUGGAUACCAGUUGCCCACAAGCAAGAGACAAAGCAAAGAUGAGAUACAAUGAGAAAAAGAAAACACGAAUAUUUGGGAAGCAAAUAAGAUAUGCUUCUCGUAAAGCUAGAGCAGAUACCAGAAAACGUGUGAAAGGAAGAUUUGUGAAGGCUGGUGAAGCUUAUGACUAUGAUCCUUUGGGUAAAAGAAAAGCAUUACAAAAUGUGAAGGAAAAGCCAAAGGAAAAUGGAAGAUGA
Nelumbo nucifera (sacred lotus) is the source of this 1422-nucleotide messenger RNA. The record is from RefSeq and is a predicted model, not a curated record. Lineage: Eukaryota; Viridiplantae; Streptophyta; Magnoliopsida; Proteales; Nelumbonaceae.